AUGAUAGAGACUGGCACCGGUUGUAAGGAAGCCAGAAUUGUAGAGUGGAUUCCAGAACAAACUAUGCAGCAAAACUACGAUUUUUCUAGUUAUUUUAGACCCAGUAUUAUAAUUUUGAAAAUAUUGGGAUUUUGGAGGCCCGAGAGAAAUAUGAAAUUCAAGGGAAUAUACAACUGCUACACCGCCCUCUGCUCUUUAAUUUGGGUGCAAUUUUUACUAUCGCAAAUAAUCUACAUUAUUAAUAAUAGGAAUGAUGUCCAAGAAGUUACAGCUGUUUUAUCCGUAACAGUGACAUUCACCAUUAACUUGAUACAAAUGAUGUUCUUUUACAAGAACACGAAUUACUUGAAAAUACUAAUAAAAGAAAUGAAUAGACCGCUAUUUCAAGUGAAAUGCCAAAAACAUUAUCAUAUUGCUAAAAAUACCGAAAGAAUGUAUAAAUUAAUGUUUAAAUCUUGUCUUUACUUGGCAAUACUAACUGAUGCCUUGGUUACAGUUGUGCCAUUGAUGGGGAAGGAAAAGAAGUCUUCAAUAAAAGGAUGGUUCCCGUACGAUUAUACUAAGCCUUUGUACUUUAUUUUAACCUAUAUUUUCCAAAAGUUAGUUUUUAUAUGGAACACAUUCAUAUGUUUGAAUACUGCUAUGACAAUUAUAGGUUUGUUGACUCAAUUUGGGCUGCAGUGUGAUCUACUUUGCUGUACGUUAGAUUCUUUGGAUGAUUUCUAUACGGAAGGCAAUGUCCUGUAUGAAAUCAGUUUGGAAGAUAAGUUAAAACUGACAAAAGAUAGAGAAAGAUUCUCGAUAGAAAUGACAAAAAAUUUGGUGAUAUGCGUAGAGCAUCAUCGGCAAAUCAUAAGGGUUGUCAAGGAUGUAGAACGAAUCAGUGGAACUGGUUUAUUUAUUCUUUUUGUUGGAGGAGGGCUGAUUUUGUGUUCAUCCUUAUUCCCAUUAUCUGUUAGUUCGUUAAUUCUACAAUCGGCUUUCAAUACACCUUGGAUAGGCUGUAACGUCAAGUUCCAGAAAAUCAUGUUGUUGUACAUGAUGAAAACUUCUAAACCGAUGAGUAUACUCACAGGAGGACUGUUCACAAUGUCUGUGCCGGUUUUCGUCUCAACACUGCGAACGGCUUACUCUUACUUUACCCUGCUCCAGAAUAUUCAGUGA
Molecule: messenger RNA, 1164 nt
Organism: Anoplophora glabripennis (Asian longhorned beetle)
Lineage: Eukaryota; Metazoa; Arthropoda; Insecta; Coleoptera; Cerambycidae
Product: odorant receptor 30a-like
Exons: 4
Coding region: 1-1164 (387 amino acids)
Biological process (GO): sensory perception of smell; detection of chemical stimulus involved in sensory perception of smell
Cellular component (GO): plasma membrane
Molecular function (GO): olfactory receptor activity; odorant binding
Source: RefSeq, a predicted model, not a curated record